This is a messenger RNA of Lachancea thermotolerans CBS 6340, 657 nucleotides long. RefSeq names its product mannose-ethanolamine phosphotransferase GPI11 (gene GPI11). Lineage: Eukaryota; Fungi; Ascomycota; Saccharomycetes; Saccharomycetales; Saccharomycetaceae. The transcript has a single exon. Gene Ontology annotation, biological process: GPI anchor biosynthetic process. Bases 1 to 657 code for a protein of 218 amino acids. The record is from RefSeq and is a predicted model, not a curated record. Gene Ontology annotation, cellular component: endoplasmic reticulum membrane.
AUGCCGCCAAGGAUGAGAGUAGCUCCCAAAAAGACUGUAUCCUUCUCUGACGAUGAAAACAUGACGAGAGCUCGCCAAUUGAACAGCAAGAAACACCAAACAGACAUCUACGGGCCGCCUGUCUAUGUGAAGAAGUCACUGCUUACCGUUCCUGUUCAUCUGGUAGCACUACUAUACUACUAUAUCAAGCUAUCCGAGGACUUCGACGAUGUAAGGCUUCUGUAUGGGCUCAUUCCUAUGCAAAUUGCGUACUUAGCUGCCCAGUUUAACAGAAGCACAGUAUAUGGCCACAAGAUUCUGAAAUUGAAGCUCAGUUUGGUUCCUAUUUCUCUCGGAGCAGCUUUGCUGUUGACACUACCUUGUAUGUUGAUCAUAAUCCUGAUGGGAGCACCCGUGCGCAUGCUAUUGAGAGAGACGUGGCUGCUAGCGGCUCAUUGCUGCUUCUUAGCCUUCCCCGCGGUAUAUUCGGUGUUUAAUUGUGAUUUCAAAGUCGGCAUCUUCAAGAAAUACUUCAUUAGCAUUGCGAUUGGUUGCUGGAUUAGUUGCAUUGUGAUCCCACUGGACUGGGAUAGGGACUGGCAACAGUGGCCGACUCCAUUGAUCGUGGGUGCGUAUGCCGGAGCCUUCGUAGGUUAUUCGUUAUGUCCGUACCUUUGA